GAUCAUCUGUGUGAUGAUUUUUAUGAAUGACACAAGACAACAGUCCAAGCGAUGACUGCAGCUUUGAACAUGACAGGUGUGACCCUGUCUGUCUGGAGAGAGCUGAGGAGGGCUUGCCAUGUGUUGUCACACUUCUGUGCACACCUAACUCUGCAUCUGUGAUCAGCAGUCUUCAGGUCGUCAGUGAAGCCCGCACUAUUGAAGUGUACUCGCUGUCUGGAGAGUACUGUGGCACCUGCCGUGGAGAGCAAGUUCAGAAAUCACACACUGAUGGUUCUGAAGAUAAGAGGCAUUUCUACAGGAAUCAUCUGGUGCUGGAAAACCCUGUUGCAUCCUGUGAGGUGAAGCUGCUCUCUCUCGGUGGCCGCUCGUCUGUGGCCAUCGCCCAUGUGGGUGUGGGACUGGAGAUGCUCAAGGACAGACAAGGUGGGCCGAGUAUAGACCCAGGCAUUGACCUUCACCGUGUGCAGACCAUGAUGGAGGAGAUGGGCACCACCCUUUCACCAGGAGCACAGAACCUCAUGGAGCUGGUGCAGUGCCAGCAAAAGAAUAAAUCAGACAUGCUCAGUGGAUUCAUUCCUCUGCUCAUGGGAGGACGAGCUUUGAGUUGUCUGUCAAGAGGAGGUGGGGCUUCUAGUUCUGCAGGAGCAGAGUCGGGCACAAAUCUACCAUCUGGCCUCGGGCAGCUUCUGAACCAGACUCCCGGAGCCAUGUCUGCCAUGUUGAGCUCUGAAACUGGUGCGAUCAACCCAGACCUGCUUCCAAUGCUGCAGAGCGUAUGCGGUCAGGUCACGCAGCUCCGGCUGGAGGAAGCCACAUCUCCAGACAGGAAGAAAAAUGGAGAACGGGAGGGUCAUAUAUGUUGUGGAGGGUUUGAGAAAAUUCUGGAGACUGUUGUAGAGAAGCGAAUGGAUGAGAUGGAGAGAAGAUUAAAGGAACAUCUGGACCUGCGUCUGGACGCUCUUCAGCAGAGACUGGAGAUCACACUUCAGCAGGCACUCUCUCAUAAACAACAGCAGUAAACAACAUCCUCCAACACACAAUACUAACCUGAACACUUUUAGCAAGAUCUCCAUUCUGAGCUUUUACUUUAAUGACAACUCUAUUAUUCUGUAAAGUGACAUUUAAUUCAUGUCAACUAAAAACGGUUGUAACAUUUUUCUUUUGCCUGCAGUCUCUACUGCUUUGUGUGGAAAUGGUUUACGGUUUAACAGCAGUUGCUGCUCUUCAUGUGCCCGUCCCAAAGAGACUGUACUUAUUUGGUUUAUGUGGUUAACAGCUUGACGAGGUGGUUCACUAACGCAAGUCCAGAAACUGUAUCAAGUGAUUUUCACAAAUCACAGCUACUCGAAGAACUUAAUAACACUGUUGAUACUUAUAUAUAAUAAAUAAUUUUAUCUAAAUGAGACCACAAACAAUGGUUGCACUGACAGACUGUAAAUUGCCUUUGUGUAAAUGUUGUUCAUAUGUUUAUACUGUUCAUACUGGAGAACUAAGGACAAAAAAAGAAAACAGUAUUAAAAAUGUUUAUACUAAAGAAUAAUAUGUAUCCAACAAA
Molecule: messenger RNA, 1558 nt
Organism: Cyprinus carpio (common carp)
Lineage: Eukaryota; Metazoa; Chordata; Actinopteri; Cypriniformes; Cyprinidae
Product: ATPase PAAT-like
Source: RefSeq, a predicted model, not a curated record